This is a messenger RNA of Aspergillus wentii DTO 134E9, 993 nucleotides long. RefSeq names its product SGF11 family protein. The transcript has 2 exons. The record is from RefSeq and is a predicted model, not a curated record. Lineage: Eukaryota; Fungi; Ascomycota; Eurotiomycetes; Eurotiales; Aspergillaceae. The coding region runs from base 1 to 993 and encodes 330 amino acids.
AUGGCGGAAUCUAAUGGCACAGAGGGACAAGGGCAGUCCUUGCCUUCAGGAACCAUUGCAAAACUGACAUGUGACAUUCUCAAUGAAACCUUCUACAAUAUCAUCCAUGACAUUGUUGCCCAAGCCCACCGCGAUGAAAAGAUUGCGCGGAUGCGAUCGGCGGUGGUGAUUGCCAGACAGAAAGCAGAAGAGGAGGCAGCCAAGCGUCGCGAAGAUAACAGCGGCAAGGCGACCAGUUCGUCAAAGCCUGGUGACCCAGAAGCUGAAGAAAAGUCGCUCAAGGAUGUCCAAGUCGAGACCGAAGGGGCCAUUUUCAAAGAUGGGAAGGUCUAUCUUAAGGGCAACCCUCUCCAAACGACUAAAGAAAUCAUUUGUCCCGACUGCCGGCUGCCUCGUCUCUUGUAUCCAGUUACUGGCCUCGGUGCUCGUCCUCCCCCAGAUCCCUACCGGGAGUAUUGUCAGAAGCAGCCCUUGAUCUCCAAACCGGGACACGAUGUCCAUGGAAACCCAUUUGCUACGGACAAAUUAAACCCGAAGAAGAAAAAACAGACCAAUACGUCGAAUACGCCGGCGUCGAGUCCUCCCACCACACCCGACAGUUCUUUCAAGCACGCUGUUCCGGAAAAGGUUUCCUUCCCCACAGUCAAAUGUCCGAACUGUCCGAGAUAUUUUGUGGUGACGAGAGUGGCGCAGCACUUGGACCGAUGCUUGGGACUUUCAGGUCGACAAACGAACCGUAAUAAAGGCCCGCUGGAUAGUGGCAGCGGCACGCCCAGCUCAGCACCGCCCAAGCGGCCCCUUGCAGAUGACGAUACUCCUUCUGCCCUGACGAAGAAAAAGAAACUCAACACGCCGAAGAAGUUAUCGGGCAAGAAACCACCCCCUUCUAGCAGCAAGUUGAAGAACGGCCUCACUCCGGAUAUGGCUGCGGCCGCUGAUGCUGCAGCUGCAGGAGACGGAGAUAUCAAGGCUGAACCCAACGCAGACAACUGA